AUGACCUCGACCUCGCCAGGUGAACCGGGAACGCCGACCAUUACAGUGUCCACGCACGCAUUCCAAGCCACCCCAGGCACCGCACGGGCCAUUGACGCACGGAGCAUUGUCACGCUCAUAAUCUUCUUCGUCGUCAAUGCGCUGGUCAUCUUCCCGCUUCAUAUCCCGAUCCCACGCGCAAUCGGGCACGCAGCCAACGCGAUGCGGGACGCACUUCUCGGCCUGGGCCGGUGGGACGUUUACGCGACCGCGCCGGAUGCCACUGAUGGGGGGAGCGAGACUGCGUGCUCGGAGCCAGCGCCGCCAGCGGCGCUCACCCUUAGUCCGUCCCACGCCUUCGUGGCCCAUUCACCGGACGUGCCACCUGAAUCGGCGCUCCACUCGCCGGAUCACGUCCGGCCCCACUUGACUCUCGGUCUAGCCACCGCCCCCGUCGCUGGCGUCCUCCUCCUCCUAGCGAGCACAUGUAUCCCCGGCUCCGUAAUCCGUGGUGGCAUAGUAUCUGGCGUGCGCCCAUACGACAUCAUGACCCUCUUCCUCUCAUUUGCCUACAUCUCCCUCAGCCUAGACUGCACCGGUCUCCUCCGCUUUCUGGCCUUCACGGUCGCCUCCCACUCAACAUCGAGCGGAAAAGCCCUCUUCCUAUCCCUCUACGUUCUCUUUGUCCUCCUCUCUCUCGGGGUAGGCAACGACCCAGUGGUACUUAGCGGAACACCCUUCGUCGCUUACUUUACGACCCAUACAAACGUAAACCCAACACCAUUCCUCUUUGCCCAGUUCCAGGCGGCCAACCUCGCCUCGGCGCUGCUCGUAUCCUCAAACCCAACCAAUUUAGUCCUCACAUCGUCGUUCCACCUCUCCUUCUUGAGCUUUAGCGCGUGGACCGCCCUCCCAACCCUGGCCGCUGCAGUGGCGCUUUACCCAGUUCUUGCGGUGCUUUAUCGCAAGCUUAUCCCCAAAACGCUGAACCCGCCUGACGUUAAUCCAAGGGACGCGCUCGUCGAUCCCACAGGAGCGAUAUUUACCUCUACAGUAUUUAUCGUCGCCAUCAUUGCGCUUAUUGCCCUCAGCGCCACGGGACAGUUAGAAGGCGUACUAGGCGUCUGGACGGUCACUGGCCCUGCUGCUGUCCUAAUCCUCCUCCGAGACGGGUUACAUGACCUGCGCAAGCGCUGCAGGAGCUCAGCCGCCAAGCCAGAGGUGGAGAUGGAGCGCGUCAGACCGACCAACACCUGCGAGGCGGAGUCCCCGCCCGAUUCCAAGUCUCGCUCGCCAUCUCCCCCUUUCCCUUCUCCCUCCUCUCCACCACCUACCAAAGCAAAAGCCAAGCUCCAUCCCAUUGCAUGGCUGCGACACACGUUCCCGACCGUCGCGACCGUCGUGUCCCGCCUCCCGCUCCCACUCCUCCCCUUCGCAUUCAGCAUGUUCAUCCUCGUGGACGCACUCGAGUACACGGGGUGGGUGAAGGUAUGGGCGCACUGGUGGGCGGCGUGGGCAAAAGUCGGCGGCACGGCGGGAUGUAUUUGGCUCAUGGGGUUGGUGUCCGUGCUGGGGUGUAAUAUCCUCGGUACCAAUAUCGGCCUCACGGUACUCCUGUCCCGCAUUUUGGUCGUGUGGCGCGAUGCCGCGGCACCGAGUAAUAGGACUCUGUACGGGAGCGUGCUCGCGCUCGCAAUCGGCUCCAACUUUGGCGCCUACUCGUUUGUAUUCUCAGCCUCCCUAGCCGGCCUGCUCUGGCGUGACAUCCUCGCGCAGAAGGGCCUCGUCGUCGGUCGCCUGGAAUUCAUGCGCUGGAACAUGGUACCGUUAUGGACGACCAUGGCCGUAGCGUGUCUCGUCAUUGCUGCAGAGGUUUGUAUCAUGUUCUAG
Cutaneotrichosporon cavernicola is the source of this 1869-nucleotide messenger RNA. RefSeq lists its product as uncharacterized. The record is from RefSeq and is a predicted model, not a curated record. Gene Ontology annotation, biological process: transmembrane transport. The transcript is spliced from 5 exons. Gene Ontology annotation, cellular component: membrane. Bases 1 to 1869 code for a protein of 622 amino acids. NCBI's taxonomy places the organism in Eukaryota, Fungi, Basidiomycota, Tremellomycetes, Trichosporonales, Trichosporonaceae.